Messenger RNA from Plenodomus lingam JN3, 2634 nucleotides. RefSeq lists its product as uncharacterized. Gene Ontology annotation, molecular function: metal ion binding. NCBI's taxonomy places the organism in Eukaryota, Fungi, Ascomycota, Dothideomycetes, Pleosporales, Leptosphaeriaceae. The record is from RefSeq and is a predicted model, not a curated record.
AUGUCCAACCUCCCACCAUCCCGCAAGCGCAAAUCCCCACCCUCCCCCUCUAUCCCCGGUCCCCGCUUCCCAAGCCCAAUACAAACCCCGCACGCAGCCUACAACCCCCAGUUCCAAGCCGCGCUCUGCCUUGCCCGUUACACAGCACGGCGCCGCAGGACCGGGCUGCACGCCCUUGGGACGCGUGAGGCACAGGCAUGGAGGGAAGUUUUGGGCGGGAUGUUUAGUGCGCUGAGCGAGGGUGUGAGUGUCAGAGGAGGGAAAGUAAAAGGCAAAGAAGAAGGAAAUGGGAAUAAAGACGCGGUGAUUGGCCUUAUCGCUGGCAUUUACAAAAUACAGCAUACAUCUGAUACCCCUGAGACACCGGCCCUCAAUCUCCUAACGCAUACACAUCGCAGACUAAGUGUACAGCUGGAUGAGCUGACGCGACUUGUGCCUAUGCGUCGGGGUGUUGGGGCGGAGCUGGAUGAGGUUGUUUUUGCAGUUUAUGGGUUGGUUGUGGGGAUGCAUGGUUUACUUUUUUCUGGUAUGGGUGACGCCGCUGCUAACCCCUCGCUCAGAAAUAUUCUACCUUACACGCCUCUCCGCCUGUCCGGUCUACGCUACUGGGCCGCCUGCAUCAAAGAGGCAGCGGGGGAGCGGGAUAGCGCGUAUCAUGCGCUUGGGCAUUUGGUUCCGGAGGUUGAGGAGGUGAAGGGGGUGUUGGAGGUGGAGGGGGGGUUUGGGGGAGAGGAGUGGGAGGGAGAGUGGGGUUGGGUGGCGGGGUUGAAGGUUUUGAGGGGGUGGGGGUUGGAGGGGUUGGAGGGGGGGACGGUGGAGGAGAGGGGGGAGAAGAAGAGGCGGUUGGGUGUGGAGGGGGAGAGUGAGCGGCAGGAGAGUGAGCAGCAGGAGAGUGAGCGGCAGGAGAGAGAGCAGCAGGAGAGAGAGCGGCAGGAAAUGGAAAGGCGGUUAGCUGUAGAGAAAGAAGAAAAGAAACAACAAGAACAGAAACAGCAGCAACAGCAAUUAGCUGCGGCGUUAGAAAAGGAGAAACGGCAGUUGGCAUUAGAAAAGGAAGAAAAGGAACGGCAGUUAACAUUAGAGAGGAAAGAAAAAGAACGACAAGAAAGAGAACAACGGCAAGAAAAGGAACGUCAGUCAGCUAUAGCAGUGGAAGAAAAGAAACAGCAAUUAGCUAUUGCGUUGGAAGCAAAGAAGAGACAAUUAAUUAUAAAUAAGGAAGAGAAGGAACAAGAAGAAAAAGAACAAAAGCUUGCUAUGGAGAGGGACGAAAAAGAAGCAAAACGACAAGAAAUGAAUCGACGUUUAGCUACAGCGUUAGCAGAAAGAAAACAACAGUUGAUGGUGGAGCAGCAAGAAAGGGAACGGCAAGAAAAGACACAGCAGUUGGCUAUGACGAUGGAAGAAAGGAAAGAAAAGUUGGUUGUAGAAAGGAGACAGGAACAGAAACGGGGCCACCCAGCCUCUCCCAAAGAAGCACAGAUUCGAAAUCCAAGACAAAGUCCAGCAAAGCCUGGUAUUGAUCUGUCAGGAUUGUCUAAUUCAUGCACGGGUCUCACGCCCAAGAAUCCGUUUGUCACGAGUCCUACGCCGCAUCCGUUUGUCACGAGUCCAAUGCCGCAUCCAUUCGUCACAAAACCCGUGCCCAAGCAUCCAUUCAUCACGAAUACUACACCCAAAAAUCCGUUCAUCACGAAGACUACGCCCAAAAAUCCGUUCAUCACGAAGACUACGCCCAAAAGUCCAAUACCCAAAGCCUCCACACCCCCAAACCCCUUUUUGACAAAUCGCUUUCUUACAAAUUCUACGCCGACAAAUUCCACACGCACGAAUCCUGCAUCCAAGAACGGCUUUGUCAGGACAGCGACGGGGGAAAAGUCAAUGUCGAAUACACACAUGGGCACGAAUCUCUCUGUCACGAACGCUACUCCUAAAAGCCUGAAUUCCACGAAUCCUUCACCCUCAAAUCCCUUUCUCAAGACCACUGCUCCUAAAAGUCUCCAUUGCACAAUUCCUACACCCACACCCCCCUUUCUCAAAAACACUACUCCUAACCAUUCCCGCCCUGCAAACUCCACACCCACAACCCCCGUCCCCAUAACGCCGACGGCAAAGAAAGCAAACACAACACGACCCUCAUCCAGCUCGACGCCCACCCCGCAACCCACCUGCCGCUUCUUCAAAACCCAAGCCUGCGUCCACGGCUCUGCGUGCAAAUUCGCCCACAGCGAUGGUGAUUUUUCUGCUGCUCUUGGUCCUGGGCUGACAGGUAGUACCGGUAUAACUGCAUCUCGCAGUCCAUUGGAUGGUGGAAGUAAGAGAAAUCCAAAGCAUCCUCCUGCUCCUGCUCCUUCUUCUGCACCCGCACCACCAUCCCCCCAGCCCUGCCACUUCUUCCAGCGUGGAAGCUGCAAGAACGGUGCGUCGUGCCGCUAUGUACAUGGGCGUGUGGGGGAGUUUGGUACAAUGCGCGAUACUGCCCAUUCUACUCCCCACCGCACCAGCAACAUCUUGGCUCAGGCUCAGGCUGCGGCCAAAGGAAAAGGCUGGAUGAAGAAUUUGCAGUGUCGACAAGGUGCGGGGUGUAGGAAUCGGAAGUGUGGGUUUGGGCAUGAGGGGUUGGGGGGUGAGUGA